Carya illinoinensis is the source of this 1799-nucleotide messenger RNA. Its product is annotated as lipase. The transcript has 8 exons. The record is from RefSeq and is a predicted model, not a curated record. Bases 226 to 1623 code for a protein of 465 amino acids. NCBI's taxonomy places the organism in Eukaryota, Viridiplantae, Streptophyta, Magnoliopsida, Fagales, Juglandaceae.
GUAGGCAAUGUGAAAGUCGUGACAACCCAAUUUCAAAGUCGAAAGCAAAGAAACUUUAUUUACCAUAAAAACAAGCCUCUUCGAGAAACCUCUCUGGUCUUAAGACCGGUUGAAGGUAGAGCUUUUUUUAUUCUCCCAAGCAUUCCAGGGGUUCGAAGAAGGCUCUGCUUUGAAAUAUUUGCCCCCGCUGUAUUAUUUUUUUUUUUUUGUGGGUAAUUUUUUUCUAUGACAAAGAGAAUCAUCAGAUGGGGGGUAGCUGCGCUGCAAUUAGCGGAGCUGUUCGUGAGCUCGGUGGUUCAUUUGCUCUAUGGGUUUUACAUAUUCAGCUCAGCGGUCGCCGGUGAUCUCUCCCUGGCUCUGAACGAAUGUUUGUUUAAGCCUAAUAAGAAUGCUGGGGUCAAAGACGACUUGCCCGGCGGGGCUAGCACCAAUGCUGUGAAUCUGCCUCCGAUUGUUUUAGUCCAUGGAAUAUUUGGAUUCGGCAAAGGGAGAUUGGGAGGUUUAUCGUAUUUCGCUGGGGCAGAGAAGAAAGACGAAAGGGUUCUUGUGCCCGAUUUGGGCUCUCUAACCAGCAUUUAUGAUAGGGCUCGAGAAUUGUUCUAUUAUUUGAAAGGCGGUCGAGUCGAUUACGGAGAAGAACACAGCAACGCUUGUGGUCACUCGCAGUACGGCCGUGUUUACGAACGAGGGCAUUACCCUGAAUGGGAUGAGGAUCAUCCUAUUCACUUUGUGGGGCACUCGGCUGGAGCACAGGUUGUUCGUGUUUUGCAGCAAAUGCUGGCUGAUAAGGCAUUCAACGGGUAUGAGAACACUUCGGAGAACUGGGUAUUGAGCAUCACAUCCUUGUCAGGAGCGUUCAAUGGGACCACAAGAACCUAUUUAGAUGGGAUGCAGCCAGAAGAUGGGAGAACCCUGAAACCUAUAUGUCUGCUACAGUUGUGCCGUGUUGGAGUGAUGAUAUAUGAUUGGUUUGACAUUCCCUGGCUGAAGGGAUAUUACAAUUUUGGAUUUGAUCACUUUAACCUGUCAUGGAAGAAAAUAGGUGUUUGGGGUCUUGUUGAUUGCCUCUUGGGGAAUUCAGGUCCAUUUGCUUCAGGAGACUGGAUCCUCCCGGAUCUUACCAUUCAAGGGUCCAUGCAACUCAACUGCCAUCUACAAACCUUUCCCAAUACAUACUACUUCAGCUAUGCUACCAAGCGUACUAGGAAGAUCUUGAGUGUCACAAUUCCUUCUAGCAUACUCGGCAUCCACCCAUUGCUUUUUAUAAGAGUACUGCAGAUGAGCCAAUGGCAUCAUCCUCCAGAUGUGUCGCCCCCUUAUAAAGGCUAUAGGGAUGAGGAUUGGCAGGACAAUGAUGGAGCUCUCAACACUAUAUCCAUGACUCACCCUCGUCUUCCAAUUGAACAUCCAAGUCAAUUUGUCAAAAAUGAUUCAGACUGCCAACCGAUGCAGCCGGGCAUCUGGUACUACAAGAUUGUGGAAGGUGAUCACAUAUUGUUCAUUGUGAAUCGGGAGAGAGCUGGAGUUCAAUUUGAUCUGAUUUAUGACAGCAUUUUUGAACGCUGCAGAAAGCAUGUAUUUAGGAAGUCUCCCCCAACGUUACCAAACGAAGCACACCAAUAGCUCAUUUUAUAGGCUAAAAUCUCUCUCUCUCUCUAGGCUACAACCUAUUUUUAUCACCAUUGUACACCCUUUUGCUCUAUUUUUGGCAGGUGUAAAUGUAAAUCUUCUCCAAGCUUUACAGUUCGCUUCUUCUCCCUUUUCUUUACAAGAUAUGCCAAGAGGCGCUUUAAAGAAAA